AUGUCGGGCCGCGGCAAGGGCAAGUCGGGCAAGAAGCCGGUGUCCCGCAGCUCCAAGGCCGGGCUGCAGUUCCCCGUGGGCCGUAUCGCCCGCUACCUGAAGAAAGGCCGGUACGCCACCCGUGUCGGUGCAGGCGCGCCCGUCUACCUGGCCGCCGUGCUUGAGUACCUCGCCGCCGAGGUGCUGGAGCUGUCGGGCAACGCCGCGCGCGACAACAAGAAGAACCGCAUCACCAAGGGCAAGAAGGGCAAGGACGAGGCCGAGUAA
This is a messenger RNA of Monoraphidium neglectum, 267 nucleotides long. RefSeq lists its product as hypothetical. Gene Ontology annotation, cellular component: nucleosome. Bases 1 to 267 code for a protein of 88 amino acids. Gene Ontology annotation, molecular function: structural constituent of chromatin; DNA binding; protein heterodimerization activity. NCBI's taxonomy places the organism in Eukaryota, Viridiplantae, Chlorophyta, Chlorophyceae, Sphaeropleales, Selenastraceae. The transcript is spliced from 3 exons. The record is from RefSeq and is a predicted model, not a curated record.